AUGACAUACACUCCGCGGCGCCGAACUCUUAACCAGCGGUCGUUCAUUAUCAUCAUCUGUAUCCUCCUGGUCCUGCUCUGGCAAACAUGGAACAAGCGCGCUUGCGAGAAGGAUUCGGAGGAGCUGGUUGAGAAAUACACCUCCUCCGAUGCCGCACCGGCACUGGCGCCGAAGGCUGACGAUGUGCUUCCUUGCCGCAAGAUACCAGGGGCAGAAGACACUGUGGUUAUCAUCAAGACGGGGUCAACCGAGUUCGUGGACAAGCUGCCCCGGCAUCUCAACACCACGACACGAUGCUAUCCGAACUACCUCAUCUUCUCCGAUUACGAAGAGAACUACGAAGGCCAGCAGAUCAUCGAUGCGCUCCAAGAAGUUAGUCCGAAGAUCAAGGAGGAGCACGUGGACUUCGAGCUACACCGAAGGCUGAAGGAAAGGGGACGAGCGGCGCUGGCAGCAGAAGAGCUGAAUAGAGUGCCCGGGGACCCGAGCGCAUGGACCGGGCAUACGGAUAACCCAGGCUGGAAGCUGGACAAGUGGAAGUUCUUGCCCAUGGUCAACCGUACGCUGGUUGAGUACCCGGACAAGAAGUGGUAUGUCUUUGUCGAGGCGGACACGUACGUUCUUUGGGGCUCCUUAUUGCACUGGCUGCGGUCCAUGAACUCGAACGAGCCACACUACCACGGCAAUCAGAUGGCCAUCGCAGGCGACCUCUUCGCGCACGGCGGAUCCGGCUUCGUCGUGUCGCACAAGGGCUUGCGGAUGGUUGUGGACCAUUGGUACGAAUACCACGACUCCAUCGAACAGUUUACCGAUAUGCACUGGGCGGGAGAUUGCGUGUUGGGGAAGGCAUUUAGAGAGUCCGGCGUCCCGCUUACAUUCUCUUACCCAGUCUUGCAGACAGAUCACCCCGGCAUGAUUCCGUAUACUGGAUCUGAUGGAAAGCCCAUCGGCGAUGUCACAAAGCGGCCUUGGUGCUACCCAACGAUUUCGUACCACCAUCUCAAUGCCGAGUGGGUGGAGGACAUGUGGCAGUUCGAGCAAGGGUGGCUCGAAGACAAGGACAUUAAAAAUCCAGGGUUCCUCCGCCACUCUGACAUGUUCAAGCAAUACAUAAUCCCACGAAUGCGAACUCCCAAGAUGGACUGGGACAACGCCAGCGACCAGAAUGAGGUGGAGAUCGAGACUUUCGAGGACUGCAGGACGAAAUGCCAUUCCGAUGGAUCCUGCUUGCAAUACUCGUACAGACCGGAGUCGAAGAUUUGCAAGAUGAGCUAUUCGCCAAAGCUGGGGAUGGAGGGUGAGGGUGUGAGAUCUGGCUGGAUACUGGAGCGGAUGUGGUCUUUGGCGGAGAAUAUGCCUGCUUGUAAGGAUGAGGGGUUCCUCUAG
Molecule: messenger RNA, 1386 nt
Organism: Saxophila tyrrhenica
Lineage: Eukaryota; Fungi; Ascomycota; Dothideomycetes; Mycosphaerellales; Extremaceae
Exons: 2
Coding region: 1-1386 (461 amino acids)
Cellular component (GO): membrane
Molecular function (GO): N-acetylgalactosaminide beta-1,3-galactosyltransferase activity
Source: RefSeq, a predicted model, not a curated record